Molecule: messenger RNA, 1540 nt
Organism: Ruditapes philippinarum (Manila clam)
Lineage: Eukaryota; Metazoa; Mollusca; Bivalvia; Venerida; Veneridae
Exons: 10
Coding region: 96-1226 (376 amino acids)
Molecular function (GO): catalytic activity
Source: RefSeq, a predicted model, not a curated record
UGAAACAAUAAAGUGGAAAAAUACUGUACUUUUACGAACGGCAGCUUUUUAUAUUUACAUAAUUGUAAAAUACUAGUUUGACACCGAAGUAAAAUAUGACCCUUCCAAAGGCUGCGUGGAUCGUGUUUUUGUUAUAUUCACUUAGCUUCUGUCAAUUUUGUUAUGGAAAAUCAAAACGGAAAUCACUAAAUGUUUUGACAUUCAACACAUGGCUGCACGAGUCCCUUGUGGAAGCCUAUGUCGGAAAAGAUGCUAGAAAAGACAGAAUAAUCAAAGGCCUUAAAUCUUCCAAAGCAGAUGUUAUUUGUUUGCAAGAGGCAUUCAUCGGACAAGACGUCGAAGAUAUUGUAAACGGUGUUAAGAAAGAAUAUCCUCAUUCAUUUAGCGAAUUACAUGACGAUGUCAGCAAUCUCCCGCCACAGGCAACGGAAAACACACAACCACCGUGUGACGACACUCGUCUUAACGCUUAUACAACAUGUAUUGCAACCAAUGGAUGCAAUACUAAUGACACGAAACAAAAUGCAGGGUGUUUAUUGGCAAAUUGCUUGACACCUGCCUUUGCUUUAUUUCAACUAGAUAGUCAGGAUUGCAUCAAUUGUUUAUCGAUGUCCUUAUUAAAUAUCGAAGCGUGCUCAGACAAAGAAAGUGUUCUUGGUGGAAGACAAAUGAAUAAUGGUGGUCUACUACUGUUGUCAAAAAAGAAACUUCGCAAAGUUUCAUAUACUGAUCUCUAUCCUUCAACAAAAGAGUCUAUUUCAAGAGGGUAUCUUACAGCUGAGAUAAAAGAUUUUGCACCAGUUGUGUGCGCCCAUUUAAGCCCUGCCACGUCCGACGUGUUUUUUGAACCUGAUCUCCUUAAUGCAGGAUUCACUUCAUAUUCUGAAAUGAAUACAUUUGAGGUAAAAGCUCUCGUCAAACGUUUUGCGGCGAUUAAGCCUGUUAUACUGUUGGGCGACAUGAACACAGGACCUGCAUUUAAAUCAAAACAAACUGCUCGCCUCCCAAAUAACUACAAAAGACUUCAGAAACAGUUCAAAACGAGACCAGUGAAAGAAUACACAUUCAAACAUCCUAUCGAUGCAUCCAAUCAAUCGAUCCUUGACCAUAUAUUUGUUAAGAAUCUUUCAAUUCUUAAAACUAAGAGAGCUUUCGUUCCAAAAAAGGGCGAAACUCCUAUGAGUGACCACGUUGGUGUGAUGUCCACCUUGAAACAACAAAAAUAAAUCAAGAUGAAAGAAAUAACAAUAUUUGCUUGUCUAGCACGCAUUCACUGUCUGAGUGUAUUACAUGUCAUAAGUUUCUCUUAUGUGAAAUUAGUCUUUGGAGCAAAAUGUAUAACAUUCAUUUCUUUUACUAUAAUUAAUUUGUUAUUUAUUUUACAUUCAAUAUUUUAAGAUAUCUUCCAAAGAAUAGUAAAAAGAGCGUACACAUAUGUGUUCUUUAUGUUUAUCAAAAUCAGAGUGUAUCAAGUAAUGUUUUCUUUAAUUUAUUUUGUCCAAUCGAAACUAGUAGAGUAAUAAAUACAGUUAAAACUUGA